AUGACGGGAAAAGAUCACCUUGCAGUUGGUUUGAAUUACAUGGAAAAUAAGCAUAACGGUGUUUCAUAUAGAGAAUCAGUGAUGGUCACAAUAAAGGGUAAUGAGGUUGAGCUUGAAAGGAUCUUAACUAUAUUCACAGCCAUUGACUUGUUGAAUAACAUGUUUGAUGGAGAGAUUUCAUAUGUUACUGGUGAGCUACGUUUGUUAAAAGGGCUAAACCUGUCCCAUAAUAAAAUUACUGGUUCUAUUCCUCAAUCCAUUGCAAAUUUGACAAAUCUAGAAUGGUUAGAUUUAUCAUCAAAUAGGCUUAGAGGUGGGAUUCCUCUUGCACUGACAAAUCUCAACUUCUUUGAAGUUUUGAAUCUUUCACAGAAUCAACUUGUUGGAGAAAUACCAAGAGACGUGAGAAUGGGAAGAACUAUUGAAUCUGGAAUUUUGGCUAAAAACGAAGAAGAGAACUUGAAAUGGGACCUUUGGGCUUCAAUGGUUUUGAUUUAUGAUGCUUAA
Neltuma alba is the source of this 507-nucleotide messenger RNA. Its product is annotated as putative receptor like protein 25. The coding region runs from base 1 to 507 and encodes 168 amino acids. The transcript is spliced from 2 exons. Gene Ontology annotation, molecular function: protein binding. Lineage: Eukaryota; Viridiplantae; Streptophyta; Magnoliopsida; Fabales; Fabaceae. The record is from RefSeq and is a predicted model, not a curated record.